GUUCAACUGAAGCGGAUAAAAUUUUGCGCGCAUUUUAUGACGCUACAUUUCACCUUAAUAGGAUGGUGUGAAUUGUACUUGAACAAAAAUAGAGCGUCAGUCAUCCUUGUUUUGUUCAAUGAAGCAGUCGAACAUGGAAUGUAUAUUGAUGCAAGUAUUGGCCAGGUCCGGUGUCAUCAGCGAAACAAUGAUUUCGAAAAAGCUAUCUCUGUUUUGAACUGUCUUUCAGUACGUUACCCUAAUUUGAACAUACCACUCGUUGAAAAAAUGAAAUGUCAUCUUUCUAGUUGGAAUUAUUAUGAUACGAUGGAAACAGCGACAAUGGUUCUCACUUUUGAACCAAGUAAUUUAGAAGCACUUCAAGUGAAAAUAUUGAUGUUAAUAGUCAAGGAUGGAAACUAUGCAGAAAAAGCACACAAAAUUGCCCCAACCAACCCUGAUUAUAUAACGGAGCUAGGAUAUCAAUGCAUUUUGAUGCAGAAAUACAAAGAAGCCACAAAAUGGUUUAAAACUACAUCUAAAAUAGACAAUACCUCUUUAUAUGCUUUAUGCGGAUUGACUUUAUGUCAAGUAAUGGAUACUGGAGUAUCAGAACAAGUCUUACAACAAAUCGAAUUUCUCUCUGAAAUUCAAGGAGAAAACAAAAUGCCUCUACUUUUAUCAAUAUCAUCUAAAAUUCACCAAGACGAUCCAGAAAAAGCGAUGCAGUUCCUGAUAGAAGCAAGUGAAUAUCAUUUUAGAAGUUUGAGUACACUACCUUACGGACUAGAUUAUCUUAGAGAACUGAACCCCGAUUUUUUACUUGAACUAGUGAAGGAAUGGUUGAAAUACUCUCCAGCAGAUCGAGAUGCUGAAAUGAUAUCUACUGAUACAUUCCACCCUGCUCUUCGUCAUAGUGCAAAUAUAUUAGAUGCCGUUAUAAAAGCUUGUCCAGGAUUUGUGGAAGGUUUAUACUUACUUGCGAAGGUUCAAUUUCUUACGGGAGACUUGCUAGCAGCCAUGGAAACGCUUCAUAGAAUCGUCAAUGAGCUGGAAGCAACAUAUACUGAUGCCCAUUUACUUAUUGCUCAAAUACAUAUAGAGCAGAAACACUACACCAAGGCAGCACAAUGUUUGGAAAUUUGCCUAAGUAUAGAUUUCAAAGUUCGUGACCAUGCGAUAUUUCAUUCACUACAGGGUAUUAUUUUGAAGAAUCAACAACUAUAUGAAGACAGCUUGAAAAGCUUCCUUACAGCAAUGAGUAUAUGCGGUAUAAAUCACAAUGGCAACAAUCCAAUGAAUACCUUCAAUAGUGAAUCGAAUAGAAAUUCUCUCAACAUUACGGAUCUACUGGCACUGUAUUUUGAAGUAAUUAACAUGCAUGUUUUAUUAAAUCAACAAUCCGAGGCUUUGAAACUCAUGCAAAUAGUAUCCGCCGAGUUUUCUUCAACAUUCGUGAAAGGCAGGGUGGCAGUAGCAUUAGCUGAUUUCUAUAUGCAGCUAGGUAAUUUCAGAAAAGCUGUUGAUUUACUUGAAACUGUUUCUCCAAAUGAGCCGUAUUAUAUUAGAGCAAAAACUAAAACGGCUCACUUUUAUUUGGAACACAAGAAAGAUCGUUUAGCGUACGCGCAAUGUUUCAAGGAGCUAGUGUCCUCUAAUCCCGUUCCGUCGAGUUACUUGAUGUUAGGGGACGCAUAUAUGCACAUACAGGAGCCGGAUGAUGCAAUUGAAGCCUACAAGCAAGCUCAUAAGUUUAAUUCAAAAGAUAUUUUAUUGAUUAGCAAACUGGGCAGAGCUUAUGUUAAGACACACCAAUACAAAAAAGCGAUUUCUUACUAUCAGGAAGUAAUCGAAACUCCUGGAAAUUCUUCAUUAAAACUAGAUCUAGCAGAACUGUUUCUAAAACUAAAACAAUAUUCCAAUGCUGAACAAAUUCUGGUAGAUGAAAUUGAAUUAUCUAAAAGUGAAGCUGAUGAUAUAACAAGAUUACAAAAUAGAACAAAGCAAUUAUUGCUCCUGGCUAGGAUACGUGAGAAAGCGGGCUAUUUGCCAUCUUCUCUGAACACUCUUAAAGAGGCCAGAGAUAAUCAAUACAAGAUAUUGAAACGGAUGCUGAUGGAAUCGAACUUCGUACAGCAUGAGCAAAAUAAAAUUUUGGUUAUGUAUGUAUCAAUAAUCGCAUUCUUUAACACUAGAUAUGAUUUGUUUUAUUCUUGUUAAGACGUAUAGUCGCCUUGAGCUUAUUUUAAAUUUGGGUAGUUUAAUUGGCAAAACAAACAACCCGAAAAGUAGCCAGCUACAGAUUUGAGUCCAGUCUCUGUGGUAGCUUCUUCGUGAUUUUUAUUGCAUAUCAAAUUGAAAACUUGAUAUUAGUAAUUAUAGUCAAAUAACGUAAAAUUAUGUUAAAAUCAAUAAAAAAUUUUUUACGCAUUAGUUAUUCUUUCACUAUGCAUUAUGAAAAGAAUAAAAAAGAAUUGUUGGACUUUUGAAGAAGCAGGUUACCUUGAGAAAUCUUGGUUGCUAUUGGCUGAUUUAUACUUACAAGUCAGUAAAUUUGAAUUAUCGUCAGAACUAUUAACACGUGUGUUAGAACACAAUAAAUCUUGUACUAAAGCGUACGAACUAAAGGGAAAAAUAUCGGAAAAUGAACAGAAUUACCGAUCUGCAAUUACACAUUAUGACAGUGCCUGGAAAUGCAGUGGUGGAUCAAAACCAAACAUAGCAUACAAACUGGCGCUCAAUUACAUGAAACUAAAACGGUUCGUAGAUGCAAUUGAUGUUUGUCAACAGGUGUUGAAAAUUCACCCGGAUUAUCCAUCAAUGAAGAAAAAUAUUCUCGAUAAAUGCAGAAACAACUUAAAACAUUGAAUAUUCACUCAUUGUAAACCAGGAUUCAAAUUUUCCACUCA
Molecule: messenger RNA, 2888 nt
Organism: Malaya genurostris
Lineage: Eukaryota; Metazoa; Arthropoda; Insecta; Diptera; Culicidae
Product: tetratricopeptide repeat protein 21B-like
Exons: 3
Coding region: 37-2199 (720 amino acids)
Biological process (GO): intraciliary retrograde transport; protein localization to cilium
Cellular component (GO): intraciliary transport particle A
Molecular function (GO): protein binding
Source: RefSeq, a predicted model, not a curated record